CAUUUAAAAUAACCUCAUCAUUUUAUCAAUACUUUUACCCGUCCAUGGGAUUGUUCUACAGCAAAAUUUCUCGUUCUGCGAAAAUGGCAAGUUCACCGGAAAUUCAAAAGUUUAUCAAAGAUGCAGUUUCACAAGAAAAAGUUGUGGUUUUCUCCAAAUCGUAUUGUCCGUACUGCCAUAUGGCUAAAGAGGUGUUCCAGAAAGUGAAGCAACCAAUAAAAGUGUAUGAACUGGACCAGCUUGAUGAUGGGUCAGCUAUACAAGAUCAACUUGUUUCUGUCACAGGAUUUAGAACUGUCCCACAAGUGUUCAUCAAUGGUAACUGUAUCGGAGGCGGAACGGACGUGAAAGCUCUGUACGAUUCUGGAAAACUAGGAUCCAUGCUCAUCGGAUAAUUCAACCUGGAAAAUUUUCGAACAAAUGAUAUGUUAACCAGAACAUCAAAAAUAUUUCUUUCAACAUAUCCUUAUUUGUUUUUAGAAAAGACUGUCCACAUUGUGACAUAACCUCAGUUCAAAAUCAAUUGAUCUCCACUUUCUCUAUAUGUAAAAGUUUUUAAAAACUUUAUGUGAGUUUAUAAUAUUCUGGUUUUCCUAAAUCUUAAAUUACGAAACUUAAUAUAUUUUUAUUUUAUAUUUAUUCGAUCCAAAAUAAAUGCUUAAGUUUUUAUUAUACAGUACUUAAAAAAAGGAUAAUCACUAUUCAAAGUGAGUUUGUUGACUUCCUGUUUGACGUUUCUGUGGUUUACUCAAAACCAUAAAUUUAUCUACCGUACGUGGCAGUGUUUUGAAUAGACAAUAAGUGUAAUUUUGUUACAUAGUGUAAUAUGUUACAAUAUACUCAAAAGUACAACUUACAAAAUGUUCGACGUUAUUAUUAUUAUUAUUCGGAUAGCCUACUCCAGGGUCUAUGUGACCCUAUAUUAUUGCGUUACUUAGUAAAUAAAUGCAUGUAUUGGUUGAUCAGACACUUUGAGAAAAUACGAUUUAUAUUCCAUAUUAUGUCGCGUAGUCGGAUAAAACUCUGUGGAUCUUAGAUGGCCUAAAGCCUUGUGUAAAGAAACAACGAUUCAAGGAUUAAUGUGUCUAUACUGGUAACUUAAAAAACACAUUGCGUAUUUUUUUAGUUAAAAGGUUCAAAACUGAGAUCUCGAUAUUUUAAUAUAUGUAAACUCAAUGGUGAGAUGAAGUAGCCAACAAUUUUCAGAAAAUAUUUUUUGUUCCAUAGAAGAAUGAAUGAAUCUAUUACUAUUAUUUAAUAAUAUCUUUCAAUGUACUACUUCUUUUAAAAAUCGAUCGAGUUUCUGGUCAAAGUGAGUGAAAUGUAAUUUCAGUUCAUG
Hyposmocoma kahamanoa is the source of this 1339-nucleotide messenger RNA. Its product is annotated as glutaredoxin-C4-like. The transcript is spliced from 3 exons. NCBI's taxonomy places the organism in Eukaryota, Metazoa, Arthropoda, Insecta, Lepidoptera, Cosmopterigidae. Gene Ontology annotation, molecular function: glutathione disulfide oxidoreductase activity. Gene Ontology annotation, biological process: cellular response to oxidative stress. Bases 45 to 395 code for a protein of 116 amino acids. Gene Ontology annotation, cellular component: cytoplasm. The record is from RefSeq and is a predicted model, not a curated record.